AUGUCACCUUCUGCAUUUUCCAGCACCGGCAACGGCGGCACCUCUCGGCCGCUGACCCGGGGUAUCUACGUGCCGACCGUGGCCUUCUUCGACGCGGACACGGAAGAUCUCGACACCAAGACCACCGGGCGGCACGCGGUGCGGCUGGCGAAGGCCGGCGUCGCCGGCAUCGCCGUGCAGGGGUCCAACGGCGAGGCCGUCCACCUGCUGCGCGAGGAGCGCGUGGCCGUGACGCAGGCGACCCGGCAGGCGCUCGACGCCGCGGGCUUCACCUCCACGCCGCUCAUCGUCGGGUGCGGCGCGCAGUCGACCCUCGAGGCCGUGCGGCUGUGCCAGGACGCCGCGGCCGCCGGCGGCGACUACGCGCUGGUCCUGCCUCCCAGCUACUACUGCGGGCUCUUUGACGGCGCCGCGACGGUCACGGAGUUCUUCACCGCCGUGGCCGACGCCUCGCCCAUCCCCAUCCUCGUGUACAACUACCCCGGCGCCACGCCGGGCGUCGACCUCGGCUCCGACACGCUGGCGGCCCUCGCACGCCACCCCAACGUCGCGGGCUGCAAGUUCACGUGCGGCAACACGGGCAAGCUGGGCCGCGUGGCGGCGGCCGCACGCGCGGCUGGUGACGACUUUUUGUGCUUCGCGGGGUCGGCCGACUUCACGCUGCCGGCGCUGGCCGCGGGCGGCGCUGGCGUCAUCGGCGGCCUGGCCAACGUCGCACCGCGCGCGUGCGUGCGCGUCUUCGACGUCGCGGAGAAGGAGGGCGUGCUGUCGCCGGAGGCGGUCCGCCUGCAGGAGGUGGUCGCCCGCGGGGACUGGGUGGCCAUCCAGACGGGCGUCGUCGGCGUCAAGGCCGCGCUCAACGAGUAUGCCGGCUACGGGGGCUUCUCGCGCAGGCCGCUGCCCCGGCCGGACGCGGCCAAGACGAAGGUGAUUGCGGACGGGCUCAAGGAGCUGAUGGAGCUGGAGAAUUCUCUGCAAGAUAAGGCUUAA
Cordyceps fumosorosea ARSEF 2679 is the source of this 990-nucleotide messenger RNA. Its product is annotated as dihydrodipicolinate synthase. The transcript has a single exon. Lineage: Eukaryota; Fungi; Ascomycota; Sordariomycetes; Hypocreales; Cordycipitaceae. Gene Ontology annotation, molecular function: 4-hydroxy-tetrahydrodipicolinate synthase activity. The coding region runs from base 1 to 990 and encodes 329 amino acids. The record is from RefSeq and is a predicted model, not a curated record.